Molecule: messenger RNA, 696 nt
Organism: Wyeomyia smithii (pitcher-plant mosquito)
Lineage: Eukaryota; Metazoa; Arthropoda; Insecta; Diptera; Culicidae
Exons: 1
Coding region: 1-696 (231 amino acids)
Source: RefSeq, a predicted model, not a curated record
AUGGGGGGCGUGUGGGAGCGCUUAGUGAGAUCCACUAAAGAAGCGUUGGCUAUAAUCGACGAAGGAGGCCGAUUAACCGAUGAAGUUCUGCUAACAUCGAUUUGCGAAGUAGAAGAUAUGAUAAAUUCACGGCCAUUGACCUACGUAUCACAAGAAGCUGAUGAGAUUGACACGCUGACACCAAACCAUUUUCUCAGAGGUGUAGCACCAAAUGAACCUGUGUUGACUCCACCGCCACCCUGUGCUGCCGAAGCACUCCCGAGCAACUAUCAUCGAUCGCAGCAGUUAGCAACGGAGAUGUGGAACCGAUGGUUAAAGGAAUAUAAACCUUCCGUGAACCGAAUGACCAGGUGGUAUGGAGAAGCGAAACCGUUACGAGCAGGAGAUUUAGUCUAUAUAGUGGAGGGGACUAAACGUAAGUUAUGGGUGCGCGGGGUAGUUCAAGAACCGAUAAUCGCCAGCGACGGGCGCAUUCGACAAGCAUGGAUCAGGACGAACAGUGGCGUUUUUAAAAGAGCUACAGCUGUGUUGGCUGUUCUAGAGAUAGAUGAUGGUAACACCGGGCCGACAACAGAAUCGGACCCAGAAUUACGGACCGGGGAAAUGUUGCGAACAGCCCUCCGAUCGGGCGAAAACGAUACAUUUGGCAACACUAGGCGAGAAAGAGGCACUGAGAAACAGGAAGAGAACAUGUAA